GUCAGUGAAGCUCAACGAGAAAAAGAGCGAAGGAGAGCAGGAGCGAGAGAUAAGAAGCCAUUUUUGUUGGAAGAACAACAUAAAUUUACAGCGGCGGUGAGAAAAUGAGAAAUGCUAGCGGCCACCAAAGAAAAAUGAGCGGCAGUGGAAAAGUGAACAAGAACAUGUACGACAUUUCCUCCAUAUAACGUGUAACCAGGAAGUUUCUUGACGUUUGACGUUGUAGUCUUGCAAAACAACGGCAAAGAAAAAUACAAAAAAAAAAGAAGUGCGCUGCACGGGCAAAUCUGUUUACCUAUUGUUGUUUAUUCAAAGUUCUCGUUGCCUUCGCCCCUUAGCUUUACACUAUUUUAUAUUUAGUUUGAGCAAACUAUAGAUAUUACCGAGAGCUUCGCUAUUAGCCCUGGCUAAAUCAAUAUUAUAUUUUUAUUGCAUGUUUAAAACAAGACCGAUGAAAACAGUUCAUAAAUCCAUACGUUACACUGGUAUCAUCUGCAUAGGCCAUUGUGCGGAAGAACCAUAAGAAGGUGGUGGGCAAAAAGGGUACGUUGAGAUCAUCCCUUGUGGAUGAAUACGUUGGUAAUACCAGCCAGUGUUGGGGUUCACAACGGCCUGGGUAUUACAAAUAGCUGGCUGUCCUAAUCUGUGGCAUGUAAACAACAACGGCAAGUUUCGAACACAUUGUAUUAAAGCGUUGUUAUUUCGACUGUGGUUCGGGUUCUGGUUUUAAUUAUGGCCGUGAUGAUGCUCUUUUAGUAGGUGUGGUUGUUAUUGCAGCUCGUCGUCGGUGUUUGCUUUCCUUAGAUAGCAUCUCCCGAGAAAUGUUGGACCUUGUUGCUGCCACAUGGUGGAAUCACAGUGUUGAGACUCUUUUGAUUCGUUGUCACAGGAACUGGCAACAGAGUCAAACUGUACAUGGCCUUCCAUAGUAGAAACUGGUUAGGCCACUCAGCCGGCUUUGGUUAGCUGGUUGGGAUUUUAGAAUAACCGCUUUUGCUGUCAUUGCUGAUCUGGGAUACUCUGUGUGCAUUCACUGAAAUCUUUGCAGUGCUCCAAGUUCUGUCACCAGCCUGGCUGUGCUGCUGUUGCGUUAUGGGGAGAAAUUGAUAUGGUAAGAGCAGAUUUUUGUGAAGAACACGCUUAUCGUGGUCGCUUCCCUCCGUAUAUACCUCGUGGACAGGGCUCUCCCCUUUCCACCACCACGUGAAUCUGUUCCUCCCAGUAUUCCUUACGUUUACCCGGUCCUCUAGGAUCCGGAAGAUUUCUCACAAGAACUCUUUCCCCAGGUUCCAAGGUUGUAUCGUGGGCUUUGUGGUCUUGAAAUGAAUUUUCCUUGAGAGCUAAAGAGCGACCCUUUUCUGCUUCCAACGGAACACGAGGAACAGCUUUGCAUUUCCUUCACAUAAGCGGAGUGACUGUCCUUCACUGAUCCUGGUGAAGAAUGUCAACAAGUAAACGUGGUGUUCGUCCCAACAAAAGAAACAAUGAGGAGUAGGCUGUUGAUUCGCGCCUUCUGCAUUUGUGCGUUAACAACUUUGGGAGUUACUGAUGCCGUUCACCAUACUGUUCUUCGGGUAGAGUUCUUGUCAAUACCAGAAGGGUCUUGUUCAUUAUCUAGUCUUUUCCAUUGUACUAUGGGUGGUAUGGUAUAGGUUUUGAACGGACCAUUCCAAUCCAGUGGUGUUAUAGAUGAAACAGUUUGCUCUCAAACGUGUUUAACACGUCGUGUAAGAUGCGAGCUGAAAAUGCAAAGCAAUAUUAUAUCAUAGCACAUCACAUCAUAUUAUAUCAUAUCAUAUCAUGUCAUAUCAUGUCAUGUAAUGUCAUGUCAUAUCAUAUCAUAUCAUAUCAUAUCAUAUCAUAUCAUAUAUCAUGUCAUAUCAUAUCAUAUCAUAUCAUACACAUCAUUUGCAUAUCAUGGCGACUGAGAACGCUUUUUCACAUGCUCCGUAUAUUUUGCAUUCGUGGUGAUGCUUUCAAUUCGAUUUUAUACUAAUACUACGAGGACACACGUAGCGGUCAGCUUUAAUCGAUGAAAGGCAAAUCUAUCCCAAAGCAGUUUCUCUACAUUCAAGCUGAAGUUCAAUGGCUACUUUAAGACAAGAAUUGCGAAGUAUUCAAACUCGUCGUCCUAUUUUCAGUUAUCAAGACUCCAGCUUUCUGGUAACAUCUCUCCUAAUCCAAGGCCAGAUAAAGAAACUAGACAGAGCACAGAUCAUCUAUGCUUUAGUUUGAAAGAGAAAAAAGUCUGAAACUGUGCCAUUUAAAGAUCCGAUCUCUUCAGGCGGGCCAUUUCGAAGAAAUUACGGCACUGAUGCUCAUCAACAAGUUGGAUGUGUUCGCAAAGAGAGAAACUUGGCGCAAUCACACUUGGCGUGAACCUAAAUUAGCGAUCGACGGCAAUACAACCCCCGAUGUGAUAGAACUGACUCCGAAGGGGGAGGAACAGCGAUUUACGCGAAGGACUCGCUUAUAGGUGUAUGUCGACGGAUACAGCUCCUUAUAUAGGAAACGAAAUGCUGAAUUUGUGUCUCGAGAAAAAAACAACAACAACACACUGAAGGAUCAAAAUUAUUAUUCAUUUUAUUCUUUUGUACUCCAAACUCAACAGCAGAGUCGUAAUUAUCAUGGUCAGUACUCGAUGCUUCUUCGGAUGUUAAGGUCAAUCUUACAAUUUGAAAUACCCUGUUUAUGAAUGCGAUGAACGAACACAUACCACAUGUCACUCAUAGGGUGAAAAAAAAGAACUGCUGGGAUGGAAGACUCAAGACAUUCUUCAGCAAAUAUUUAUCAGGGACAAGUUUAAAGGACGUGCCAAGAAUAAUAUACUAGCCUGAACAAUGUACAAAAGAGCCUGAAACACUGCCGUUGUACUGAUUUGCAAUGCAAAGUCAAAGUAUUUCAAAGAUAAAAUCCUAGAAAACAAAACAACACAAUGCAAGAAAUCUUUGGAAACUGGUAAAACAAACUGUGUCAACUAAACCUUCUUCCAAAGCGCCAGUCGCUAUUAAAGUUAACGAAGAACAGAUCACAGACCCAAAGAAAAUUUCAGAUGCUUUUAAAUGAAAUAUAUUUUACCUCGUUGAAUGUAAUAUCCAAACUAUCAGAAGAUCUGGUAACCGCAGAAUCUGAGCUUGAUGCUCUUCUAUUAAACUUUGUCAAUACUCAAAUAACUGAUAAAGUUUAAUUCUCCAUUAAGCCUUUUACUAAGGAAAUUAUAGACGCAGAUGUGAGAAAAAUACCAUCUGACAAACGGGACCUUGAUGGCAUCAGUAUCAGGGGCACCCAACGACUGUUUUCUGUAAAAUAUCUGUUCGGAGAAGCAAUUAUUGCCUAGAAUUUUCCAUUACUUGAGGACGGCUAAAAAUUUCUAGAUGACCGUUCCAUUCAUCUAGAAUUUUCGAAGCUUAUCUUAUACAUUCCCUACGAUUUUCUGAUUUCAAAAGUUUAAUUUUCACAUUUUACGUCCCAAGUUAGCCUAUUUUUUGUGGAAAAAAGGAACCUUAAAUUUUCGGAUUCAAAAAUGUGAUAGCGUUUGGUAUCAGAAAAUGUCUCACUUUCGUAAUACGUUCAAUUUUCGUCUAAAAUUUUCAGAAAAAUAAUACUCCAGCCCUUGUAAUUUAAAAAAGACGCAAGUUCCACUAGGAUGACCGAACAGAUACAAAUUUUAUAGCGCCGCUUAAAAUCCAUUUCUAGAGAUCUAAAAGUACUCUCGAUAACCUAAAAAGCGAUUUUUAAAUGCAAUUAGGAGGAAACCAUCUUUGGGUGCCUUUGCAGUAUUCGUGUAAUCAAGGAGGUUUUUACCAGCAAUAUCCCCGAGUCUUGAGCAUAUUUACAAAGCAAGCAUCAGUCAAGGUGUCUUUCCUGCGACAUUCAAUGAAGCCAGGGUAAUACCACUUCACAAAAACAAAAACAAAAAAUCAACGAACGAAAGAGGCAAUUAUCGCCCAAGAUCUGUCUUGCCUAUUUUGUCUAAACCUUUGGAACGACAUGUAGCAUCAGCCUAACUACGAACAAUUUAAGCUACACUACAAGAACCAGUCUACCAACCGGCCCUUUCAUUCCUACCAAACUGCACUACUAAACAUCACUGACAAAUAGCUUAAGGCUAUGGACAACAGUGAACUCGUGGGAACAGUUAUUCUGGACGUCAGUAAGGCUUCUGACCUAGUGAGUCAUGAUAUCCUGAUAGCUGAGCUAUCCAAGUAUCACACUAGCUCAACUGCAAUUAACUGGUUCAGGUCCUACUUGUCCGAACGUAAGCACGUCUGCUCAGUAUCUGGUGUGCUUUCCAGUCAAGCAAGCCUAGACAGAGGCGUCUCAUAGGGUUCAAUUUUACGCCCUCUUCUCUUCUUCGUCUACAUGAACGAUCUCUCUUUUGUUUUGAAGGAAACUGAAGUGGACAUCUAUGCUGACGACACAACUAUUUGGUCAAGUGGAACCAAUUAUACUAAAAUACAGCAAACUCUGAAUAGGAAUCUAGGAGAAGCUAACAGGUGGUUUAAACUCAUCGAAAUGAAACCUAACACUAAAAAGACCAAGCAUCUACUUAUUGGUAUUGCUAAACAUCCCAGUAAUUGCGAAAGACUGCUUUAG
Molecule: messenger RNA, 4596 nt
Organism: Porites evermanni
Lineage: Eukaryota; Metazoa; Cnidaria; Anthozoa; Scleractinia; Poritidae
Source: the annotation of a GenBank genome assembly